This is a messenger RNA of Microtus oregoni (creeping vole), 1875 nucleotides long. RefSeq names its product zinc finger protein 120-like. Lineage: Eukaryota; Metazoa; Chordata; Mammalia; Rodentia; Cricetidae. Gene Ontology annotation, molecular function: RNA polymerase II cis-regulatory region sequence-specific DNA binding; DNA-binding transcription factor activity, RNA polymerase II-specific. Gene Ontology annotation, biological process: regulation of transcription by RNA polymerase II. The transcript is spliced from 5 exons. The coding region runs from base 83 to 1255 and encodes 390 amino acids. The record is from RefSeq and is a predicted model, not a curated record.
AGUUGAUAAACUGAGACGUUUGGAGAGCCGAGAAACCACAACAUGGUUAUCUAAAGAUCUCAGAAUUCCUGAUCAUAGAACAAUGGAAAGUUGUGAUCCCCAUAAGGCAGUGACCUAUGAUGAUGUGCACAUCAACUUCACCCGGGAAGAGUGGGAUUUGCUGAAUCUUUCCCAGAAGAAUCUCUAUAAGGAUGUAAUGCUGGAAACCUACAAGAACCUCAUUUCUAUAGGAUACAUUGGGGAAGACCAUAACACUGAAGAACAUUGGCAAUGUUCUAGAAGACAUGCAAGGCAUAAAAGAACACAUACUGGAGAGAAACGCUAUGAGUGUAAUCAGUGUGGUAAGGCCUUUGCAUGUCACAGUCAUCUUCAAGUGCAUAAAAGGAUACAUACUGGAGAGAAACCCUAUGAAUGUAAUCACUGUGGUAAGACCUUUGCACGUCAUAGUCAUCUUCAAUUGCAUAAAAGAACACAUACUGGAGAGAAACCCUAUGAAUGUAAUCACUGUGGUAAGACCUUUGCACGUCACAGUGAUCUUCAAAAGCAUAAAAGAACACAUACUGGAGAAAAACCUUAUCGAUGUAAUCAAUGUGGUAAAGCCUUUGUCCAGCACAGUCAUCUUCAAAGGCAUAAAAGAACACAUACUGGAGAGAAACCAUAUGAAUGUAAUCAGUGUGGUAAGGCCUUUACACGACUCAGUCAUCUUCAUUUGCAUAAGAAAACACAUACUGGAGAGAAACCCUAUGAAUGUAAUCUGUGUGGUAAGGCCUUUGCAGCUCAGAGAAAUCUUCAAAAGCAUAAAAGAACACAUACUAAAGAGAAACCCUAUGCAUGUAGUCAGUGUGGCAAGGCCUUUGCAUGUCACAGUCUUCUUCAAGUGCAUAAAAGAAAACAUACUGGAGAAAAACCCUAUGAAUGUAAUCAGUGUGGUAAGGCCUUUGCUGAAAACAGUACUCUUCAAAAGCAUGAAAGAACACAUACUGGAGAAAAACCUUAUGAAUGUAAGCAGUGUGGUAAGGCCUUUGCACAUCAUAGUCAACUUCAAGUGCAUAAAACAACACAUACUGGAGAGAAACCCUAUGAAUGUAAUCAGUGUGGUAAGGCCUUUGCAGCUCAGAGUAAUCUUCAAUUCCAUAAAAAAACACAUACUGGAGAGAAACACUAUGAAUGUAGUUUGUGUGGUAAGGCUUUUGCAUGUCACAGUCAUCUUCAAUUGCAUAAAAGAAAACAUACUGGAGAGAAAGAAACCCUAUGAACGUUAUUAGUGUAAAAAGGCCUUUGCACGUCAUGGGAGUCUUCAAUUACAUAGAACACAUACAAGAUAGAAAAACUAUGAAUGUAAUCAAUGUGGUAAGGCCAUUACAAGUCUCAGUCUUCUUAAAUUGCAUAAAAAAACACAUUCUAGUGAGAAACCUUAUUAUCGUAAUCAUUUUGGUAAGGCCUUUGCAAAACACAGUCAUCUUCAAAUGUACAAAGGUCACAGAGUAGAGAGGACCCCUAUGAAUGUAGUCAGUGUGGUUAGGUGUUUGAAGACCACUGUACUCUUCAAAGUUAUAAGAGAUCACACAGUGUGGGAAAACUUUAUGAAUGUAUAUCAGUGGAAGGAAGACUUUUUACAUCUUAUUCAUCUUCAAAUGCAUAAAAGAACACAGACUGGACAGAUAACUGUCAAUGGAAUCUGUGGUAAAUCCUUUGUCACAACCAUCUGUAAAUACAUUAAAUAACUCUUCCUGCAGAGAAACUCUAUGAAUUUAAUGUAUGUAUUCUUCAAAACCAUGAGAAAAAUCAUGCUAUAAUAAAACUCUAUUAGAGAAUUUAGUGUUUUAAUGUUUUGUACUUCAUACAGGAGUAAGACUUUUGUGUGUAAUCAAUCUG